This is a messenger RNA of Fraxinus pennsylvanica, 1740 nucleotides long. Lineage: Eukaryota; Viridiplantae; Streptophyta; Magnoliopsida; Lamiales; Oleaceae. The record is from the annotation of a GenBank genome assembly.
AUGGGGAGUUAUUAUAAUGGAGGUGGAGACACGGAACAGCAGCAGAGGCAGACGUCAUCGGCUCCGUCCAAGCUGAAGAAGAAGCCAUCCGCGGCUUUGUAUCAAGCUGGUUCUGAGGUUGAUGAUAUUGUUACCCUCUUACAUGGCUCCGAUCCGGUGCGUGUCGAGCUUACUCGCCUUGAAAACGAAGUCCGAGACAAAGAUAGAGCGCUGGGAGAUGCCAAUGCAAAAAUAAAGGCUUUGAAGUACUCUGAGCGCCUCAGAGAGAAGGCAGUUGAAGAGCUAACUGACGAGCUAAAUAAAGUAGAUGAAAAGCUAAAAGCGACGGAAUCUCUCCUUGAAAGCAAGAAUCUAGAGAAUAAGAAAAUAAAUGAAGAGAAAAAAGCAGCUCUGGCCGCACAAUAUGCUGCAGAAGCAACACUGCGGAGGGUGCAUGCUGCCCAGAAAGAUGAUGAGAUGCCACCGAUCGAGGCAAUAAUAGCACCACUGGAGGCUGAGUUGAAGCUGGCAAGGUUGGAGGUAGCAAAGCUACAAGACGAUAACAAAGCGCUUGAUCGGCUUACUAAAUCUAAAGAGGCUGCUCUUUUGGAAGCAGAACGUUCAGUCCAGAUGGCUUUAGCAAAAGCUUCUUUGGUUGAUGAUCUCCAGAACACAAACCAAGAGCUGAUGAAACAGAUUGAGAUAUGCCAGGAGGAGAAUAAGAUAUUGGACAAAAUGCAUCGGCAAAAGGUUUCUGAGGUUGAAAAGCUAACUCAAACCGUUCGUGAUCUCGAGGAGGCUGUUUUGGCUGGUGGGGCUGCAGCCAAUGCUGUACGUGAUUACCAGCGGAAAGUGCAAGAAAUAAAUGAAGAGAAAAGGAUUCUAGACCGUGAACUAGCUCGUGCUAAGGUUUCUGCAAAUCGUGUUGCUGUUGUUGUGGCCAAUGAUUGGAAAGAUGCCAAUGACAAAGGAGAAAUGAACCAGCUGAAAGAUAAACUGGCAAUUGCAGAGCGUGCAGCUAAGGCAGAAGCACAGUUAAAGGAAAAAUACCUGUUACGAUUUAAAGUUUUAGAGGAAAGGCUUAAAGCAUGUCAAAAUGGUAUUUCCCGUGCUUCGUUACGAUGUGGAAAUGUAAGCAAUGGGACUUCACGGAGGCAGUCUCUUGGAGGAGCAGAAAGCUUGUCCAGGACAUCCUCCCAUGGGUUUCUAUCUAGAAAAACAACGUUUCAAUCUGGGUCAUCCCGUACAAGUAGUGCUUAUGCAUUGUUACAGCAUGCAAAGAAUUUGUCGAGCUCAUUUGAUGAUGGUAGUGGACCAGCAGUAGGUGAUAAGCUGGUUUCAGAUGUAGACGAGAAAGAUAAUCCACCAAACAGUGCCAGCAAAGAGACUCAAAAUAAUGGUAGGAUUACUUCCCAGGAGAAUGGGGAUGAGAGUGAAAAAAUGAAAAUGGAAAAUGAAGACUAUGUUUCUGGAACAUUGUAUGAUAUGCUGCAGAAGGAGGUUAUAACUCUGCGAAAAGCUUGCCAUGACAAAGAUCAAAGCCUUAAAGAUAAAGAUGACGCAAUCGAGACUUUGGCAAAGAAGAUUGAAACAUUGAACAAGGCAAUGGAAGUAGAGGCCAAGAGAAUGCGAAGAGAAGUAGCUUCUAUGGAGAAGGAAGUUGCUGCGAUACGCAAUGGCAAAGAACAAGAUCAAAGAAACAGACGUGUUGGUGCUGUAAGAGAAGCCGUCAAUGCUUCUCAUUCACUUUUAGUGAGGUGA